Perkinsus marinus ATCC 50983 is the source of this 504-nucleotide messenger RNA. RefSeq lists its product as hypothetical. The record is from RefSeq and is a predicted model, not a curated record. The transcript has 4 exons. Lineage: Eukaryota; Perkinsozoa; Perkinsida; Perkinsidae. Bases 1 to 504 code for a protein of 167 amino acids.
AUGCCAGCGGCCGUCAGUGGAGCUUCUGAGGAGUACUCGUCCUUGUUGAGUCUGCAGAAUAGGGCUGACAAGUUGAAGGAAGUUGAGGCGGAAUUGGAACUCAGAAAAGAGGUCCGGGCUGAAAGGGGUCGCCGAAAGAAGAUGGUUGAUGGUGAUGGAAAGGUAUUGGUGUAUAAACUCGAUGGAGUUUCCGAAGAUCGUAAUGUUAAUGUAUACAAGCCGUUGGAAGGAGAAGAGAGGGUUAUGCUGAAAUGCCCUAUGGCUAAGCGGAUGUCUCCUAGUGAAGAGGUUCUCACCCAGUAUGUAUUGGAAUAUCUUCCGAAGAAGGUUCGAAAGCAGCCGGCCCCAUUCCGAAUGAUCGAGCUCGGAGCUGGCUUGGGGCUCGCUGGCCUCUCAGCAGCGGCUGCUAUGCCCAACGGACUUGAUAUUUACCUCACUGACGGUGAUGACAAGGUGAAGGGACAAUCGCUGUACACUUUUGACAAUCUCGCUACGCCCUGGUGA